Messenger RNA from Hyaloscypha bicolor E, 1972 nucleotides. RefSeq names its product amino acid transporter. Lineage: Eukaryota; Fungi; Ascomycota; Leotiomycetes; Helotiales; Hyaloscyphaceae. The record is from RefSeq and is a predicted model, not a curated record. Gene Ontology annotation, cellular component: membrane. Gene Ontology annotation, biological process: transmembrane transport. The transcript has 4 exons. The coding region runs from base 173 to 1795 and encodes 540 amino acids. Gene Ontology annotation, molecular function: transmembrane transporter activity.
CCGAUAUUUACGCGUUAGACGUUAUCGCAUGUUUUGGUUGUGAGGGUCCAUAUAAAACACUGAUAGGUGGCUAUCGGCGUCGAUGUGCGGACAAACCAGGCCACUUUCCUCAAGAAUUCUUUAAAUUUUAAAAAAUUUCAGAAAAGAGGUUGAGCGUUAUUUGUUUGUUGAGAUGGCAGAUGAAUUGGGUCGCCAUGGCUCGAGAGCCUCAAAUGCAGAUGCCGUUCUAGCGGGUAUGGGGUAUAAGAGCGAACUCCCGAGGUCGUUGAGCAUGAUGAGUAUAUUGGGACUUUCCUUUGCCAUCAUGGCCGUCCCAUUUGCAGGUCUCAGUACCACCAUGGCGAUCUCGUUGACAGACGGACAAUCGGUCACCGUUCUCUAUGGCUGGAUAUUUGUCUCCCUGAUCUCCCUCAGCAUCGCAGCCUCCCUUGCAGAAAUAUGUGCCGUUUAUCCAACAGCCGGAGGAGUUUAUUACUGGAGCGCCAUGCUUAGCACCAAGAAAUAUGCUCUAGUAGUUAGUUGGAUCACAGGUUGGCUCACACUUGUCGGAAACUGGACUGUCACUUUGAGCAUCAAUUUUUCCGGGGCCCAAUUGAUCCUCUCUGCCAUCACGUUAUGGAACGAGGAUUUUGUUGCCAAACAGUGGCAGGUGGUUCUCAUUUUUUGGGCUGUGAUGCUCAUCGCUUUCACGGUAAAUGUGUCUUGUGCUAAGUACCUGGAUUUGAUCAACAAGAUCUGCAUCUACUGGACUGCAGCAUCCGUCAUUAUCAUUGUCAUCACGAUUCUCGUUAAGUCUGAUAACCGCCGGAAUGCAGAGUUUGUUUUCACUCAUUUCGAUGCUAGUGCUUCAGGCUGGCCGAGCGGGUGGGCUUGGUUUGUUGGUCUCCUUCAAGCAGCUUAUACUUUGACUGGAUAUGGCAUGGUGGCUGCCAUGUGCGAAGAGGUCCAGAUGCCAGAACGAGAAGUCCCUCGCGCCAUGGUGCUAUCAGUCGCUGCAGCAGGAAUGACCGGAAUCAUCUACCUGAUACCAAUCCUGUUCGUGCUUCCAGACGUGAGCCUUCUUCUCAGCGUCGCCAAUGGGCAACCAAUUGGACUGGUCUUCAAGAUAGCAACAGGAUCCGCAGGCGGUGGAUUCGCCUUGCUCUUCCUGAUUCUGGGAAUCCUAUUCUUCGCUGGAGUUGGGGCUUUGACUGCUGCGAGUAGAUGCACGUAUGCUUUUGCUCGUGAUGGUGCUAUCCCCGGCUCCAGGUUCUGGGCUCGUGUUGACAAGCAUUUGGAUAUUCCACUCUGGGGUUUGGUACUCUCAACAGUCGUCGAUUGCAUCCUGGGAUGCAUUUACUUCGGAUCCACAAGUGCGUUUAAUGCUUUCACUGGAGUAGCAACCAUCUGCCUCUCAGUGUCUUACGGCAUUCCUAUCCUUGUGUCACUUAUUCGUGGUCGAAAAGCUGUUCGACAUUCUACCUUCUCUCUCGGUAGAUUUGGUUUCGUUAUUAACGCCGCUACGGUUGCAUGGAUUCUGUUGGCUAUUGUGCUAUUCUGUAUGCCGACUGCCAUUCCUGUUACACCCGUUAGUAUGAACUAUGCGUCCGUGGUGUUCAUGGGCUUCGCGUCGAUCAGUGUGAUAUGGUAUGUUAUCAGAGGUAGAAAGGCGUUCACGGGGCCGCCGGUUCCUGCAGAUAUUGAGCCAGAACACGAUGGGGAGGUGGUUGGGGGGUUUGGGCGGGUUGUAACUGAGAGAGAAAAAGCUUCAAAUGGUAGCACGGCGAGCAAGAAUGAGCCUGCAGCCCCUAAAUAGAAUCAGCUUGAGCGCAAUCCAUCAUAUUUUUCCAACCAAGAGACGUGACAAGGAUGUAGGAUUUGAUAAUGCCCUGAUAUUGUUCCGGAAAAGGUUGAUACAAGGACGAACCCGGAGAGGAGUCCACCAGUAAGGUGGGGCUGGCUGGUGCGUUCUCACUAUCUUUGGUGCGUGGAU